Seriola aureovittata is the source of this 6090-nucleotide messenger RNA. It is a transcript of the gene dlec1, whose product is annotated as DLEC1 cilia and flagella associated protein. The transcript has 37 exons. Bases 312 to 5339 code for a protein of 1675 amino acids. Gene Ontology annotation, biological process: negative regulation of cell population proliferation. The record is from RefSeq and is a predicted model, not a curated record. NCBI's taxonomy places the organism in Eukaryota, Metazoa, Chordata, Actinopteri, Carangiformes, Carangidae.
AACUAUUUUUUCUUAAUGUUUGUUUCUUUGGGAGGGGCACAAGUCUUCCUGCGAUUUCGUUCUUGCCUGAGACCUUUGGUUGUUGCUAUGGCAACCACAUGUACACAAACCCUGCUAACAAGCAACAAGCAGCUGAGGAUUUAAUUUACAUUAUGGUAAAGGCUAUACGUUUGUUUUUUAACGUCUUGCUAACGCGCUACAUGUAUGGGUUUGACGUUGACUUUUACGUGGUCAUAAACCAAGUUAUUUCAAGGUUACCCUGCUAACGCUAGGUUAGCUGUUUAGCAAGUUAAACAUUUAGCAUUAGCUAAAUGGAAACUACUGUGUCAGCUAUGCUUCAAGAACCAGGGACGAGCCCGUCUGUGAGCAGUCACAGACCCGCCUCAGGAAAAUCACAGGACAUUUCUCACGUGUUAGCAAGCAUUUUCAAGGACCUGUACACAAAAGACAGCAUCGGGAAAGACACUUUGUCCAACCUUAUCAAGACAAAGAGUGGACAAAGCAGCUACCAUGACAAAUAUGUUGAAGAGCUUCAACAGGCUCAUUCUGAAUACAGCCAUUGUAUAAAGGAGGCAGACAUGCUUGAGAGUCAUAUAAUUCAGGCAAGAGCUCGGGCUGCAACCACUGUCAACUCAGAAUUUUCCUGGUGCUUAGACGAAGACCUUCUCAAAAUGAACAACCUGAUUUCCCCCCAGGACUACUUACCUACACAAAAACCACGAGUUGGAGCACCAGCAGGAGUAAAAUCAAAUCCUGCCAAACCCACCCUUGCCUACGCCAUGCAUGUGUCCAAGGAGCCUCAGGAUGAUGGUUAUACACUGAUUCCCAGUCCAGAAAAGAUUGUAUUAGAAAUGAACGAGUCAGAUCUCAGCCUGACUUUCAAGUCCAGCUCAGAUACCCCAAAGAGGAAGAAGACUCCCAAAGAGAAGCCAAAUCAAACCAAACCCAGACCAAAGUGGAAGGGGGAGCCAAGUGCAAAGGAUAAGGCAGAGGCGUUGCAGAAACUUCAGAAACUGAAAGCUCAACACAAUUUCCUACGCAAUCCUCACUUCCUUCCUCCAAAUGCACAGCGGGGCGGCAUGUCCCUCAUCCAGCCUAGGUCCAAAGUGGUGAAGACAGAACAUGAGAGGAAAGGGGUGGAGGAGCAAAGCUCCACUGAUGAUCCUGUCCCAGUCUUCCUAGCAAAACCGUCAGUGGUGGUUUUUACUGACUACAGUGUGGGACAUGUUUAUGAGACAACACUGGAGCUGAAAAACUUGACUUCCUCGAGCCGUCAUGUCCGAGUCAUCCCUCCAACCACUCCUUACUUCUCCAUUGGCCUGGGGAGAUUCCCUGGUGAGGGUGGCGUUGUUGCCCCUGGGAUGAGCUGUAAGUACAUGGUGCGGUUUGCUCCAGACUCCCUGGCAGAAUAUGAGGAUUUCUUAGUGGUGGAGACCCAAGCUGAGGACCUGCUUGUGGUGCCCAUCGCAGCCGCACGACCCCCUCCAAUACUCACCUUGCCAAGAGUUCUGGACUGUGGUUACUGUUUGAUUGGAGGAGUGAAGUUUGUCGAGUUUCUGUGCCAAAAUGUUGGACUCAGCAGCGGGACGUUCUGCAUAAUCCCAAAGAACCAGUGGCCAGCCUCGAACCUCAGGCCUGUGGCCAGAACAUAUUUUUCUGAGCAGCCACCCUUUGCAGUCAGCCCGUCUCUUUUUGUCCUGCAGCCAGGAGAAGCCACUGUAGUGGAGGUGGUUUUCUUUCCCAAUGCUGCUGAGAGGAGCUGUCAGGUUUUCACUGUUGUCUGUGACAACUGCCAGGUGAAAGACAUUUCCAUUGAAGGGGAGGGCCAGCUGAUUGCUCUUGAGCUAGUGUCUGUAUCUGGGGAGAAGGAACCUCCUGUGAUUGGGGAAGUGCAUGACCUCACUGCAGACCACUUUGUCCGUUUCAGCCCAUGUAACCCUCACUCCGUGCAACAGAAAAAACUCAUCAUUAGAAAUAAUGUCCACUUGGAGCUGCCUUUCCACUGGCAGAUCUUGAAGCCCAACCUGCACCCUCUGCUUCCAGGGGAAACCCCUGUGCCUUCCCAUAUCCAGUUCCACCUGGCCACAGAUGAUGCUUUCCAUGUUAGCCCCCUAACAGGCCUUCUGGCCCCCUGCCAGGACCAUGAGUUCCUUUUUACCUUCUGUCCCAAAGAGUUGAAGGACUACCACAGUGUCUGUCACUUAGUCCUGAGGGAUGUCCCACAGCUGCCACCCGAGCCCAGUGAAAACAGUGCCCUUCAGCCUGUGCGCGCUGGCUCCAAGGUGAGCGAUGUCAUCGUCAUGGAGAUAGAGGUCAAGGGGUCAACAGAGCCAUACCAGGUCCUGCUUGAGCCGUACGCUGUCGUAAUCCCUGGAGAGAUUUUUAUUUGCACAACCACCCACAGGCGGUUCAAGAUGUGGAACCACAGCAAGACCUUCAUCUUUUUCCAGUGGGAAAGGAUGAACAGCAGCAGCCACAUAAUGGAAGUAGAGCCCUCUACUGGCAGAAUAGAGGAGAAUGAGUGCUUUGAUUUUGAUCUAAUUGUGACUGGAGGUAAACCAGAGAGGGUUGUGACCAGUCUGGUUUGCCACAUAGAGCAUCGCCAUGAGCCCGUCACCUUGGCUGUGGAAGUCUCCUUCAAGGGUCCCAUAGUGACCCUCAGUGUGCCCAGUGUGGACUUUGGACUCAUGAGGCUUGGGGAGCAGGUGCAGACCACCCUGCUCCUCACCAACAACAUCCAGCUGGAGGCCUCCUGGACAAUUGAGGACAGUCAACAAAAGCACCAAGACCCACAGAUAUUAGUGGAGCCAUGCAGAGGUGUGCUGCCCCCCUUGGCCUCUUGCAGUGUGGAUGUGUCCUUCAGACCACGUUUCUCCCAGCAACUUGAAACAGAGUUGGAGCUGAAGGUGGAGAAUGGAACAGGAUGUCACCUGUCAGUGCGAGCAGAUGUGCAGUCUCCUCAGGUGUGUCUGCUGAACUGUGAGCUGCUCCUCUCUGAACUCUACAUUGGAGUUCCUGCCAAGGGCGCUGUCACUCUUUUCAACCAGACGCUGCUUCCUUCAAACUUCACAUGGAUGGCUCAGCUGCAGGGUAAACAGGCUUCACUGUGUACAGCCAGUUUUGAGCCUCCCUCUGGUACUCUGGGACCUAAUGCCAGCAAGGAGAUCACAGUUAAUUUUACCUCUCACACAGAUCUGGAGCUGACUGAGGUGGCUGCUCUCUGUGAGGUCCAGGGGAUGAACUCUCCUCUUGUUCUUGGCAUCCUGGCUUCCAAAACCAAGAAACUCAGUGUGUCUUACUCACUGCCAAGUGUCUGCUCUACCCCAGAUGAUGAGAGCCCCUCAACACUGGUACUCGAUUUCGGAGGUGAUGUCGUUUUGAAGAGAGCCAUCACAAAGCAGCUACUGAUAACCAAUCAAACUAGUGUCCCUGCCACUUUCACCAUAGAGGCAGAGUAUUUCACCUGCCAUGCCUCGAAGCCAAGUAACCAGUCAGGGAAAAGAUUCACAUACGUUAGAAAGCCGCUUCACUCCGUCCAAGCUAAGAAAGUAGAUGAAAGAGCACAUGAGGAGUUUGUGAGCAGCCUGCUGGCUCAUGGAAAAGGUGCAGCUUUCUUCGUCCUGCCAAACACAGGGACGCUGGGACCAUUUGAGACCCAGACUGUGGAUGUGACCGCCUACACUGACAUGUGGGGGGAAUACAGAGAUCAUCUCAUAUGCAAAGUGGGGGACCUUGAGCCCCGGCUCAUUCCCAUGCAAAUGACAGUGAAAGGAUGUCCGCUCUACUUCCAGAUGACCGGCCCCCGACCAGAUGACCAGAAACAGGGGCCAAUCAUACAAUUUGGCACUCAUGCAUCUGGAGGUGACACAGUGUCUCGUUCUCUUCGCAUCAACAAUCCCACCAUGUCUGAUAUUCGCAUGGACUGGGAGACAUAUAACAUAGAUCAGAAUGACCGUAAAUUGGUGGAUGUUGUGGUGGCAUAUGGAGACGCCUUCCCAGUCAAAGACGCUGAUGGCAAUGAGAUGAUGAGUGGAGCAAUAAGGCUUCCUGAUGGGAACAUUCAACCAGCCUGGGAAAGGACUCACACUCCAGGCUCUGAUGGAACGAGCACCUCCCUCCAAAGCAAGGCUGACAUGGAAGAGGAGGAAUAUAUAAACAAAGAUGACUGUGAUGAAAAGGAAACCUGUCUUUAUCCCCUUCCUGCAAAGAAAAAACUCUUCUCUGUCCAUAUCCGACCUCAUGUGGGCAACCUCUCAGAUUACCCCUUCUGCAUCACGCCUCAGCAAAUAGUGAUUCCAGCAAAGAGCAGCAGCACAACCCAUGUAUCUUUCACGCCUUUGACUCUUUCCGGUUCAGCCUGUGAGUCCAGAUGUGUCGGUUUAGCUCUGGGCUUCAUGAGUCUAGACUCCAAGAUGGCUGCUUGUGUCCCGGGGAAAGUUGGAAGAGCUCAGGGUUUGGAUUUGGAGCCUGUCAGGGUGGAUCUACUAGCAGCCGUUAAGCCUGCAGUGCUGUUAGUGCAGAUGGAAGAGGACGAUGGGGUGCUGAAGUUUCAUGCUUCGGCUGGUGAUUUACUGAGGGCAGAAUCGGAGAAGGAGCUGGUAGUGCAGGAAUUUGACAUCACACAGACACUUCAGCUGAAAAACACCUCAGAGAUGUCCCUACACUUCAGACUGGGGACUGAGCCUCCAUUUAUAGUGCUCAAGCCCCGGUCUCGAGCCUGGACCAGCACCUCCAGCAACCCGCCAACUGGUGACAAUCACUCUCUGGUGCUGCAACCACAAAAGAGCAUGCAGGUGAAAGUGGCCUUCCACUGCUCUCUGCCUCUUCUGGACCACGGGGACCAGACGGAUGAGGAAGUCCCUCCUGGGGUGACGCUGAUCCAUGAUGCAAGUGGGAAGAGGAAACUGAGGUUCCUGCAAAACCUUCUGAUUCGCUACAGCAACAACACCAUGCAGACCGUGCCCCUCUGUGCCUAUCUGGAUCUUCCUACUCUGUGUCUGUCCGCCCACACGAUCAACUUUGGGUUUUGCUACGUGGGGGAGACGGAGAUAAUAGAAGUAAACCUCUACAGUCAUGGAGCCCACAUAUACUGGGAAUCAAUUAUAGAGUCAGAUGAAGGGGAUCCUCGUGUGUUCAGAGUCACACCAGACUUUGGGCUUCUCAGGUCCAAGGAGCUCCAUGUCAGCAGCUGCAGCCAGUGUCUACAGAUCAGGUUCACUCCCAGUGAGGACAGAGAGUUCAGAGCCAGAGUGGUAAUCCAGUCUCUUCUGAUGAAGACCCCCCUCACUCUGCAGCUCCAGGGAACAGGAUCGUUAGUUGAAGCGUACAGGUCUAAUUAGAUGUUCCUGUAACCACCUGCUGUUUAACUUACUCUCCUUAAAUCAACCUAUUCAUAUUCCUUUUGUAAGAUUGUAAAUAAAUACAAAGAACAACUUGUGAAGUCUCAAUCACAUGACCUAAAUAUGUGUCGAGACUUAAUACACAGUAGAUGUUAUAUACAGUAGAUAUACAAUAUAAGACCUUAACUGAAUUGUAGUAACUCAAACUUGUGUCUUUGCACAUCACUGAAGGAUUUCUGCUGUUAAGCGCUGCUAUGAUGUGAUGAUGUGUAGACAAUGCAGUUUCUCUAUCUCACGAUAGAUCUCUUUUAUUUAGUGAUGUUUCAAAUCAUUCUCCAUUGAUCCUGAUUUGAUGUCUUCUCCUAGAAAACAUAAAUCCAAGACAGCUCCAGUUCCUAUUCUAGUCCCAGUGCACAUGUACAUCAUGUGAUAUGCCCUAGAGACAUUUUAGAAGAGGAAACUGCCGGACAUGGAUUCCAGGAAAGCCUGUUUGUGCAUUUUUUUAUUGGAGUUUUAUCAAAUGAGUCUUGUACUUUUCCAAGAAAUGAGCAGCAGUUCUGUUGACAAAAACCCUCUGCCUCUGUGCGUAUCCUUGCUGAGCAGUUGUCCCCUGACGGGCAGUCGAGAGGAUGACCCAGAGCAAUGGCUCCUCUACUGGGAAUCCCAGACUUGCCCACGGUCUGCUGAAUAGGAAAUCCAUCAUUUAAUGUGAGUUUGAUCUGUAAAAAAAAAAAAAAUCAAUUCCCCAGUA